Molecule: messenger RNA, 3517 nt
Organism: Felis catus (domestic cat)
Lineage: Eukaryota; Metazoa; Chordata; Mammalia; Carnivora; Felidae
Gene: ARSJ
Product: arylsulfatase family member J
Exons: 2
Coding region: 660-2462 (600 amino acids)
Source: RefSeq, a predicted model, not a curated record
AAACUGGGCUUUUAUUCCCCCUUACUUCGCCGCCUAGUGUCGGGGAGACUGGCAAACGCCUUGGAGAGGACCGGGAGAAAUAGAGAGCCCUGGAAAAGUGGAGAAAGUGGUCAGGAAGUCGGUGCACUUCAGGCAGCCGUUUAUCUGUCAGGGUAAGAGCGCGGCGCGGCUGCUCAACCCUCCCCCUCCCCCCCCCCCCGCCCCCCAGUGCCUUCCAGGUGAGGGGACCGCCGGACCGCCGGUCCCCCGACCUGUGUGUGCGCGCGCGGCUGCCAGAACCUCGCUCCUCAACGUCAAGGGCGCUCUGGCCACAAAAGGUCCCUACCCAAGGUGAUUCCUUGCUAGACUUUUUGUCCCGAGAACUUUCGGGUGGAAGCCUUCACUUUUUUGUGUGUGUGGAAGCUACUCAGGGGAGCGAGGAGGAGGAGAGAGUCAAAUCCGACGGAAAAGAGCAACUCCUUGUUUUUCCGACGUCCCAUCACUUGUAGAAGGUUGAAGUUGUUGCUUGUGGUGACAGCCGAGAGGAGCGCAGGACUUCUUUCCAGGUGGGGACCAUCCACCGCCUGUGCGAUCUACCCCUCUCCCGCGUGCAUGUGUGCGUCGGCGGCCGCACCGGGUGCGUGGUUCUGCGAGUGGAGUCUCAGCCGGGACCCAAGUGAAUGGCCCCCAGGGGGUGUGCGGGGCCCCCGCCUCCGCCGACUCCACCGGCCUGGGUUUGGCCCGGAAAGAUGCUAGCCAUGGGGGCGCUGGCAGCCUUCUGGGUCCUCAGUCUCCUCACCUACGGUUACCUGUCCUGGGGCCAGGGCUUGGAGGAGGAGGAGGAAGGGGCCUUGAGAGCUCAGUCUGGAGAGAGGCCAGAGCCCAGCACAUCUGCCACCUCCCAACCCCAUCUCAUUUUCAUCCUAGCGGAUGAUCAGGGAUUUAGAGAUGUGGGUUACCACGGCUCGGAGAUAAAGACUCCCACUCUUGACAAGCUUGCUGCCGAAGGAGUUAAACUGGAGAACUACUAUGUCCAGCCUAUUUGCACACCGUCCAGGAGUCAGUUUAUUACUGGAAAGUAUCAGAUACACACCGGACUUCAACAUUCUAUCAUAAGACCUACCCAACCCAACUGCUUACCUCUGGACAAUGCAACCCUACCUCAGAAGCUGAAGGAGGUUGGAUAUUCGACACAUAUGGUUGGAAAAUGGCACUUGGGUUUUUACAGAAAAGAAUGUAUGCCCACCAAGAGAGGAUUUGAUACCUUUUUUGGUUCCCUCUUGGGAAGUGGUGAUUACUAUACACACUACAAAUGUGACAGUCCUGGGAUGUGUGGCUAUGACUUAUAUGAAAAUGACAAUGCUGCCUGGGACUAUGACAAUGGCCUAUACUCCACACAGAUGUACACUCAAAGAGUCCAGCAAAUCUUAGCUUCCCAUGAUCCCAGAAAGCCUAUAUUUUUAUAUAUUGCCUACCAAGCUGUUCACUCACCAUUGCAAGCUCCUGGCAGGUAUUUUGAACAUUACAGAUCCAUUAUCAACAUAAAUAGGCGGAGGUACGCUGCCAUGCUUUCCUGCUUAGAUGAAGCAAUAAACAAUGUGACCCUGGCUCUGAAGACAUACGGUUUCUAUAACAACAGCAUUAUCAUCUACUCUUCAGAUAAUGGCGGCCAACCCACAGCAGGAGGAAGUAACUGGCCUCUCAGAGGUAGCAAAGGAACAUACUGGGAAGGGGGCAUUCGAGCUGUUGGCUUUGUGCACAGUCCACUUCUGAAAAACAAGGGAACAGUGUGUAAGGAGCUUGUGCACAUCACUGACUGGUACCCCACUCUUAUUUCACUGGCUGAAGGACAGAUUGAUGAGGACACUCAACUGGAUGGCUAUGAUGUCUGGGAAACCAUAAGCGAAGGCCUUCGUUCACCCCGGGUGGAUAUUUUGCACAACAUCGACCCCAUUUAUACCAAGGCAAAAAAUGGCUCCUGGGCAGCAGGCUAUGGGAUCUGGAACACUGCAAUCCAGUCAGCCAUCAGGGUGCAGCACUGGAAACUGCUUACAGGAAACCCUGGCUACAGUGACUGGGUUCCCCCUCAGUCUUUCAGCAACCUGGGGCCAAACCGGUGGCACAAUGAACGAAUUACGUUGUCAACCGGCAAAAGCAUAUGGCUUUUCAACAUCACGGCUGACCCAUAUGAGAGGGUGGACCUAUCUACUAGGUAUCCUGGAAUCGUGAAACAGCUCCUACGGAGGCUCUCACAGUUCAAUAAAACCGCAGUGCCUGUCAGGUACCCUCCCAAAGACCCUAGGAGUAAUCCUCGGCUCAACGGAGGAGUCUGGGGACCAUGGUAUAAAGAGGAAAACAAGAAAAAGAAGCCGAGCAAAAAUAAGGCUGAGAAAAAGCAGAAGAAAAGUAAGAAAAAGAAGAAACAGCCGAAAGCAGGUUCAUUUCCAAAUUGCCAUUCAGGCGUUUGCCAUUAUCUUAGAUAAGUACAAAUUUUUUUCCUGUCUGGUUAAACUUAAGUCGGUCUUAGUCUUUUAGCUGUUUUCUAGAGAGACCAGCAAAUUUGGCUCAAUAAUUUUACUGCCAGAAGUAGCAGCCCUGUUUUCAUGUUGUGCCACUCCAGAGACUGCUGCCACCUGGUCGUCAUGUGGAAGACGGUUCUGUUUUGUGCCAAAGGUGCUACCCUUGCAAGCCACACUUAGAGGAGAAUGGAGAUGCUGAUUUCUUUUGCUCCUUUACAAAAAUGGUCCUUAAUCAGUGCAACUGUUGUGCUUUCGUCAACUGACCAGACACUAUGCUUUAAAACUGCGAUCAACGGACAUGCUAAUUUGAUGGAAGUUACAGGGUAGCAUGAUUAAAAACUACCUUUGAUAAAGUACAGUCAAAGGUUGCAUCACCUGAAAGGCCUUGAAAGAUACGUUUUCUUCGUGAAUUAUUGUAUCUCUGUCUUAUGAUACUUGGUUUUUGAAGUUAAUUCCAUUUCACGUAUCAUUUCCUUUCCUGUGAAAAUAAGCUGUUGCUCCCAUGUAAACAGCUUGCACCUCAUUCUGUCAUGCAUGAGGGAAUGGCAUAUAAGAAUGUUCGAGCACACUGCCAAAACGUGAAUGUAACUAUUUUCUAAACACUUUAAUAGAAUGACGUUUCAACGUAAAGUAUGUAAUUUAUUUUUACAGAAAAAAAUAUUAAUUAUUUUGUUUUCACAAAAAAGUUAUACAAAUAACUUUUAAUUAUUUUAUUUUUAUUUUCUAAAUACUGUUAGAAGAAUUUUAUUUCAUAUCUUCAAUAUUACCAAGCACUGUAGUACUAUAAAUUACUGUAAUACUGGGUGAAUUUGUAAAAGAUAAAAAGAAAAUUAUUCAGCAAGAAUGAUAAUCCUCAUUGUUCAGCCAUUAUUUGAAUGUAAAAAGAUGAAUAUAUUCCUUACAAAUUACUUGGAAUUCAGUGUUGUACAGGGUUGAAAGACAACUUUAUUGUCUAUCAUAAUAAACACCUUAUUUAUGUGUCUUUAUUAUUAAAAUGACUUAUUUUAUGGCACUAGAAA